Messenger RNA from Pantherophis guttatus, 4109 nucleotides. It is a transcript of the gene ARHGEF39, whose product is annotated as Rho guanine nucleotide exchange factor 39. The record is from RefSeq and is a predicted model, not a curated record. Gene Ontology annotation, biological process: positive regulation of cell migration. Gene Ontology annotation, molecular function: guanyl-nucleotide exchange factor activity. Gene Ontology annotation, cellular component: plasma membrane. Lineage: Eukaryota; Metazoa; Chordata; Lepidosauria; Squamata; Colubridae.
CGGGAGGCUCCGUGGCGCCGCUCGGGCAGAUCCAGCUAGCUUCCCCGAGAAGGGCGGUGGCGCAAGGAUCGGCUCUCUCUCCCUCCUGUGCGCUCCCGGCCGGUCCAAAGCCGAGCCCGCGACGGAACCAUCUUCCCGGGGAUGAGCGCCGCCGCUACGGGCCCUCUCGGGCACAGCCGCAGCUCCUCGCCGGAGCGGAGGGCCGGCUGGGAGCGCAAGCGCCGCGCCCGAGCGGAGGAGCUGCUCCGGACCGAAGGGCGAUACCUGGAGCAGCUCGAAGGAGUUGCGACGUACUUUGUGGUCACCCUGAAGGCCAAGGGGAUCUUGAAGCCAGACAUCCAUAAGAUUCUCUUUGGACCCUGGGAGUCCAUCUGCUCCGCCAGCCGGACACUGCUUUUCCACCUGACCAGAGGCCAUUUUGCAUUAGGACUCGAGAGUUUCUGCCACCAGCUAGUGUUCUACGUCCAUUAUGCAGAGAAUCUGGAAGCGGCCCAAAACAUCCUGAAGAAACUGGUAAAGAAGAACAAAGCUUUUUCCCGCUUCAAGAAGCUUCAGGAAUCCCGUCCAGAGCUUAAAGGUUGCCCGCUGGAAGAGCUGCUGCCGCUGCCCCUGCAAAGGCUCCAUCAGUAUAGGCACCUCCUGCAAGAUUUGGUGGAGCACACUCCCCCAGAGAGCUCUGGAUUUGACCAGCUCCAAGGGUCCCUAAAGUCUGUUUUGGAGGUCCUGCAUCGAGUCCAGGAAAUUGCUCGUGUCCAUGAGAACCUAUUGAUGAUGAGACAAAUUCAGAAACAGCUCAAGGGACGGAAGACCCAAGUGCUGGCUCCAGGGCGCCAGUAUCUCCAGGAAGGUUGGCUGAUGGAGGUCCCCUCCAAGGGGAAGGAGAUGCAGCGCAGGAGGUGCUUCCUUUUCUCCGAUAUCUUGUUGUUAACAAAGCCUUGCCACCCGCUCCAUCCUUGGAAUUCACACAAGUUUGCUUGCCAGGCUGUUUACCCUCUCAGUCACUGUGUUGUGGAGAAGGUCUUUGGUCACACCCAGAGCCAAAGAGGGCUGCUCAGUCUCUCUUUCCCACAAAAAAAGUUACUAUUGAUGUCUUGCGAUCAGGAGGACUUUACCAAAUGGCACCAGAAUCUGGUGGUGGCUAUCAGAGAGCUUCAAGUCUGUGGCAGCCCACCCUCUCAGAAGGCCGAGUGAGCCAGCUGGACUCUGCAGGAAAUAGCAUGUGCGCCCUGGGCAGUUGUUUGGCAAUCUGCCAACGUGCAGUCAUUAGUGCUACCCUCCUUUGGACAUCUAACUCCAAGCAUAACCCUAACACAGGUCUGUCCUUGGUUUGGUUCCCUGUUCCUUCUAUCCAAAGAAGCAGGAUUCUUGGAAUAGCCGCCCUCCUCAGAGGCUGCUGCCUCCAGAACAGCCACACUUAUUAAGCCUACAGAUAGGGAGCCCUGCCAUAGGAUAGCCUUCUCAGCAACUCUCAUGUGACACAGUGGGACAGAAGUGAUUAAGAUUCUACACAAACUAUUUUUCAUACCCGUGGAUCUUGCACAGUGGGAUGUAAAAGCCUAUUUUCUUUUAAUGGCUUGGAAUGGUGGUGGUUUCUCCUUGUGAAUUCUAUUGCGAGAUUAGUUUUGCCUGCCAAGACAGGAAAACUUUUGGGCUGGAACUCGGUGGGUUUUAAAAACAUGCCAAGGCACGGACAGGUCCUUGAGACUGAAUGCUUGGGAGCCAAUUACUCUAUAAUCCAGUUCCAUGAGUAUAACCAGGGCAGACAAACUGCUGCUUUAAGCAUUUUCAAAUUCUGUAGCAUGACCGCUAUGCAGCCAGAACUCCAAAUGUAGACAAGGUUUGGUAUUGCUGUAAUCCUAUUUUCAACAGAUAUUAGUAACAGAUUACUUUUGAAUCUUUGUUGCUAACAGUGGAAUAUGGGUGUGGAGAUCUUCCAGAUCCUCAAAUUCCAUUUUUUUUAAGAAAGAAGGAGCAGUUUAUGGUGUUUUUUUUAACAAUUUUAUUAUAAUUUAUUGUAGCAAAACAAUUUCUACAAUAAGCUUGCCAAUUGCAUCUAAAAUGAGUAGAUGCAAUAAGCAAAUCAUGUAACACUUAUGCAUCUUGUUUUGCAAUUGUGAAUGUAAAAUCCAUGUGAACCCCUGCCCGAUAGGUUGGGACUGUCUGUAGUGAUAUUGAAAACUGCAGGAUUGGUAGGGAAAACACAGUUCCAUGACUGUCAAAGGAAUGAAACAUUUCUGAAUAUAUUUUUAUUCUAAAAUGUUGCGGUAUGGAAAAUUAUGCUUUCCUCAAGGGAUACUUGCUUUAAGAAAAUUAGAGAUGACUUAAAAGGCAGUCUAAUAAUAUAAUUAUUUGUAGGUUAUUGUACUUCUUAAGAAAAAGAUUAUAUGAGGAAAUAGCCAAAAUAUAUAUAUAUAUAUAUCUAACAUUAAAUUUGGCAGAUUUUGGUACUUAAGUGCAUUUUCCAGAGGAGCAGUUGUAUCCAUUUGUUAUACCAACACUGUAGAUCAGACAUUCUUCUGUGGAGGACGGCGGAGAGGCAUCCUAAAUGGUGGAAGUUAUAUAAUCAUGCAUGUGUGCACAUCUAUACAGGGAUCCUAGAACUGAGAGAAAUCACAAAACAUCUGGUGUUUUAUACUGACUCAAUAGGAAAGAAAAAAGUUUCUCCUGCUUCGAGGGCCCGUAUCCUUCACCAAUUACUCCUCUGUUGGAGGAAUUUACACUCCUUCCCCUUUUCUUAGUAAAUUCCAUUGGAGAGGACACUUGCCUUAAAACAAUCCAGGCAUGGUUCUAGCCAUGGUCUCUUUGCCAAGCUGCUUAAGCUGGAGUCUGACCAUUCCAAAAACAAAAAGUAAUUAGUAAUUACCAAGGCUUUAUCCAAUUUGCUUCCCCAAACAUGAUGAGCAUGGGCGCAGAAUUCCAAUCUUGUGUUAUCAAAGCCCACACUGCCUGAAGCAUUGUGAAAGUAACAUGCUUUUAAAAAAUUGCACUACAAAAAGUUAUUACAGAUAUUCCAUGCAUUAAAUAUUUCAUGUUUUCCCCCCAGAAUUUGAUUUGUAUGGCUGCCAGUUUCACCUAAGUAACUCUAAGCGACCAUACAAAUUGAAUGUAUGAAUAAAUAUAAAAAUGUUAUAAUUAUGUAUUAUAUUAAUUUUAAAUAAAGUUGUCUGGAUGGGGAACUGAAAAUAUUAAAUAUAUUUGAAACACAAAAUACAUCAGGGAUGUAACGGAGAUUGUAGAAAAAAUUAAUUCUUUGCACUGAUUUUUCUUCAAAAUUGACUUUAUCAGGGAGGUGACAAAGUACCGUGGGAUAUUUUCAGAAACGAAUGACCUAGGAAAAAUUCACAGCUAACUUCUGAUCUUUUAAAUGCUAUGUAAUGGGACUCUCUAAAAUCCUUUGACGAAGUCCUCAUGAAAGGCUUUUCUAAACUUGGUGAUAGUGAGAUAUGACCAGUACUUUAAUGAAUUGAAUUCAUUCAUUAAUUCAUUGAAAAAAAAAAUAGAAAUCAGAACAGUGUUAGGACAGGUUUUUUUACCUUGUUUAUAAAUGACUCCAGGAAAAAGCUAUUCUGAUUGUGAAAUGCGAAAGUGAUUAUGAAGAAGUGACUGCUGCGGUGACAAAAGGCAACCCUAUACAUGAAACUCCACUCCACUCCAAACACACCUGAACUGCAUGAAGUGCCCUUAUAUUAAAGCAUUCACAAUUGGCUGAAUUGACCCUGAAUGGCAACAGGAAGAGAACGGGAAUCGGUGGCCCAGUAAACUGAAUUGCUUAUAUUCCUUGACCAUAGCAGGAAGGGGUAAAUGAGGUCAUCAAGCUGGGUUUAUCAAAAGCAUUCCAACAUCAUGCUGUAAUUUACAGUCUCUGCCUUUUGUAACGUAGCAUACAAAAAAAUAUACACCUGCUGUGACUGCUUUUCAUCAAGGCUGCUCAGCAAGCUUAGAGCCGAGUGCAGACUGAAAAUUAUCUGUUUGCUUAAUAAACACAUAUCUUCAAGUUAUUUGUUCCUUUAGGAGAGCCAGGCUUUGGUCACACUAAUGCUUAACCAAGAGGCAAAUAACUUGUAACUGAAAUAUAAUGCGAUGCACACAGGAGAAAGGAACCCUUCACA